CCCAACAAGCGAUGGUAUUCUCGUAGUUUACCCAAGGAUUUGGUGGCAUUCUCGCCGAGUAAAAGCAAAGAAAGGCUCAAGGCAAAAGUAAAAGGGGAACACGGUAACGCGGAUAGCACAGAUGGCGAUUUCCACACUGCCCUUCUGUCUCUCUUCGGCUUCACCUAGGAUUGAGAUAAGAGCUAGGAAUCAAUGGGGGCCGAGCUGCUCUGUUCGCGCACAGUGUACAAAUCGUUGGCAGGUAAUAUCUCAAAUACAAAAGGACGGCCGUGGCAGGCGAGUGUGGCGGCGAAGGAAAUUGACGAAGAAGGAUGACAUGUUGCGCUACAAAAUGGAGCGGAUUCCCUUUCUUGAGGAGCAGGUGAGGAAGAUAAAGGAAACAGGAAAGGUGUUGACAAUGGACAUUGAAAGAUUGUUGCUAUCAGAGGAUAACCGCUUUGAUUUUGUGAAUGAGGUGGCUGCCGAGGCCAAUGAAUAUGUUGAGAACAACCGGGACGAGUAUGGAGGCAGGAAAAAAGCCAUCCUUCAUGUGCUCAGCAACCGUAUUAAUGAUGUUGGGUUUUUCCGACCAGAGGCAUACGAGGAAUCUGACCCCUUUAAGCCUGGCCCCGAUUACUUGAAAGAAGAAUUUACAUAAGCUGAAAGUUGUAUAAUUGUCAGUUUCUUCGAGACUUUAUUCUAUACUUUCCUAGACCUUUCUAUUCUAUUCAGCAGUUAGUUGUAUGAGCUUGCACUGUGAGUGAAUUAUGAGAAUUUAUACUUUUAUCGCA
Messenger RNA from Corylus avellana, 770 nucleotides. NCBI's taxonomy places the organism in Eukaryota, Viridiplantae, Streptophyta, Magnoliopsida, Fagales, Betulaceae. The record is from RefSeq and is a predicted model, not a curated record.